This is a messenger RNA of Etheostoma spectabile (orangethroat darter), 1335 nucleotides long. RefSeq names its product apolipoprotein A-IV. The transcript is spliced from 4 exons. Gene Ontology annotation, biological process: phospholipid efflux; cholesterol efflux; lipoprotein metabolic process. Gene Ontology annotation, cellular component: high-density lipoprotein particle; low-density lipoprotein particle; chylomicron. Gene Ontology annotation, molecular function: cholesterol transfer activity; phospholipid binding; phosphatidylcholine-sterol O-acyltransferase activator activity. The coding region runs from base 16 to 876 and encodes 286 amino acids. NCBI's taxonomy places the organism in Eukaryota, Metazoa, Chordata, Actinopteri, Perciformes, Percidae. The record is from RefSeq and is a predicted model, not a curated record.
ACUUUACCCUUCAAUAUGGCUAUAAAAGGUCUUAACAAACACCCGCACAACACAAGUCAUCAAACUCAGAGUGAAGAAGUGACAAGCUGCCUCUGUAAGAGUCCAAAUUCAAUCAUGAAGGUACUUGUGGUUCUCGCACUUUUUGCUGUUUGCAAUGCCAACAUUGUGUGGCAAGAGCCGCCCAAGAACAAUUUGGACUUGGUGAAAGAUGCUUUCUGGGACUACGUUGCUAAAGCGACACAUACUGCUGAGGACUCCCUGCAGCAGAUCAGACAGUCUGAGCUGGGACAGGAAGUGAACGCCAAGAUCUCUCAGAGCGCUGAAACAGUGAAUCACUACGUCGUUGCUCUGCGGGCUCAGGCCGCUCCUCUGACCCAGGACUUCAUCACUCAGUUUACCCGGGAGGCCGAGCAGCUGAAGGCUCGUCUGGAGAAAGAUCUGACCGCUGUGAGCACAAAUGUGCAACCAUACGCUGAGGAGAUGGUGGCGCACCUCCAGAGGCAGGUGGAGGAGCUGAAGAAGGAGGUGGCACCCUACGCUGAGUCCAUGGACGCCGAGGCCCUGAAGGCCGUCCUGCUGCAGAAGAGUCAGGAGCUGAAGGGGCAGCUGGAUAUGAGCGUGAGCAAGCUGCAGGUCCAGAUGGUUCCCUACACCGAGGAGAUAAGGGAGAAGAUGGAGCAGAGCCUGGAGGAGUUUCAGAGGAGCAUUGUCCCCCUGACCCAAAGCUUUGAGACCCAGCUGACCCAGAAAAUACAGGAGAUCCAGCAGAACUUGGCACAGAGAGGAGAGGAGCUGAGGACCAAGCUGGACGCUACUGCUCAGGACCUGCAGGCUCAGCUGGCUGCUCUGUGGGAGUCUUUCAAGACGACCCAGUAAACCGACUCCUCCGUUAUUCUCCACACACCAAAUAUUGACCCAAUAUACCAAAUAAAAAUCUUAUAACCAAGUUCAGUCUGUUGGUGUCUUCAUUAGCAUCCAAGACUUUUUCACUGAAGAGAGAUUCAAACCGAGAUCAUUUAAAUAUCCAAGUCUACAAUAAAUAGCAAAUUUUAUGACACAUUUCAUGACUCCGUCCAUUUAAUCACUUUGUGCAGGAGAUGACUAAGUCCAACAUUUUACACUUUUUACUUACACAAUGCAUUGCUGAGCAGCAAUUUCCAACAAAAACUUAAAUGCUCGUUACAUCCAGGAUUAAAGAAUUGGAUUGAGAUCACUGCUCAUUCGUUAACAAAACUAACACUAUCCUGUGUGUGAAGCAGUAAUGAAAAAAUAAAAACAAUUUCAGUGGGGAUCCUGGUACACGGUUCAAAAGUUCCAUCUCAAAUCACAGCUGAG